AUGGCUCAGAGUAACAACAUCAAAAAACGGAUGUUCGAAGGCGAAGAACCAGUUCAUGAUCAAGCAGGAGCAGAAAAUAAAGAUCAAGAGAAAAUCGAGGUGACCUUUGAAUUCUGCGAUCUGAAUCCGAUCGAUUACCAUGCGAUCAAACAUUUAAUCUCUCAAUUAUUCCGAAUUGCUCGACCCAAAUCCUCCACAAAUCUGGCACCAACAAGUAACCCGACACCGCCCUCGAAAGCAGCGUUGAAACCGGUCCUGGAGGAUCUGGAUGUCGGAGAAUUGGCCGACUUGGUACUCAGUGAUCAGAAAGAAUGGGUCGGUUGUACGGUCAAAUGUGAUGAGGAAGACCCCGACCCAUACGCAUUUAUUAGCGUCUUGGAUCUGAAAGCAUAUCAGGACAAGAAAUCCAUCCUUACACUUACCAAUUACCUCACCUCCGCCUUAGCCUCAUCGAACCCAUCACCAGCACAAGCCGAUGAAUUACUCAAGGUCUUGAAAGAGUCACUACAGCCUGAAGGAUCGGGGAUUGGGCUAGUACUCAGCGAAAGAUUGAUUAAUGUACCAGUAUACAUCAUGCCUCAACUAUUCACACAGCUCGGGAAUGAAAUCAAACACGCCCAAUCAAAGAAUGCACCAGGUUUCAAGUUUGAUCGAUUGUUAAUCCCUUCACGAGUAUUCACAUUGUCUCCGAACCAAGAUCCCAGUCAAGACGUCAACCCUACCUUCGAUUCUAACACCUCCACCAACAACAACGUACAGAAACCCAAGAAGAACAAGACUGAUGCAAAUUUGAAUCCGGAUGAUCCCGAUCAAGUUGGUCUUUACCAUCCAGAGGAUCAAAUAAUCUCUCAAUUUGCAUCACAUACGGUUCAUUUCAGCUUACCGAAAUCAAAGGAAGCACGCAAAGGAGGAGUCGAUGAAGAGUUCGGGGUCGAUCAACAAGGUCGAUUGAUGCUGAUCGAGCUUUCUAAAUGGGAUCAAAUGGUCGCUGCCCUCAAAGAAUACAUCGGGGAUCCCGAUCAAAUGUGUACUUCAUGA
Messenger RNA from Puccinia graminis f. sp. tritici CRL 75-36-700-3, 1038 nucleotides. RefSeq lists its product as uncharacterized. The coding region runs from base 1 to 1038 and encodes 345 amino acids. The transcript has 5 exons. The record is from RefSeq and is a predicted model, not a curated record. NCBI's taxonomy places the organism in Eukaryota, Fungi, Basidiomycota, Pucciniomycetes, Pucciniales, Pucciniaceae. Gene Ontology annotation, cellular component: nucleus.